UCGUUCCCGCCAGCCAUUCCCCCCAUUACUGGCCUCCCGCCGGCGCUCGCUUCUCUCUCCUCGACUCCGCUGUUCUCUUCUCAUCACUCCAGUCUAUUCCGCCCCUACGGCCGAGGGUUGAGGUCAGCCAUGGAGAGAUACUUUCCUAGAAAGGAGAACACUACUCCGAAACCUUCUUCUCAUGAAGCUACUGAACCAAGGCCAAGUAAGCGUACCAAAUGCACGGAAACUCAAACCACACAACCUUAUAAACCUUCCUCCGCCUGUAAGGAAAUUGGGAUCGAUUUGAAUUCCUUGAAAGCUUAUCCGGGUUUACGACGAAAGAUAUCCCAAGAGUGUGAGGUUGCAAUGGGUGAUCAACCGGAGCCAGAGGAGAGCGACGAUAGGAUUGCCUUGGAGGCUGCAAUUGAGUGCAUCAAGUUUCUUAUAAGCUAUGGGUUGAUACUUCAUGGAUAUGGCAGAUCAGAGUCUUCUAGCAAUCAGGGUCAUUAUUAUGACAUUCUGAGCUUUCAUGUUCGUGAUCGAGACAAUUUGUACACUGUCAUGUGGGGUGAGAAUGGUAUGAGGCCGUGGGGUUAUGUUCCGAAAAUUCGUCAGCUGACCACUCCAGAGAAAGAAAGAGACAUCGUUCGUGCAAUGGCAGCUGAAAUAACUGCAGAUAUAAUUGGAGAACUUGGAGAUGGCCUUUUUUCCAUUUAUGUGGAUGAGGCUUGUGAUGCAUCAGGUAAGGAGCAUCUGAUUAUUAUUUUGCGGUAUGUGGAUGAAGAUGGAUACAUUGAGGAGAGGUUUCUUGGUAUUUCUCAUCUUCCGGAUACUAAAGCUUUGACACUUAAGACGGGGAUUGAAUCAAUGCUUGGGAAGCAUGGAUUGAGCUUGUCAAGGAUAAGGGCUCAGAGUUACAAUGGAGCUAGCAACAUAAAAGGAGAAGUCAAUGAACUAAAAAAUCUUAUUUUAGCAGAGAAUCCAUCUGCAUAUUAUGUUCACUGUUCUGCUCAUCCACUUGAGUUGACAGUUGUUGCUAUUGCUAGAAACCAUGGUGAUGUGAGCUGUUUCUUUACAACUGUCACUAGAUUGAUCAGUUUAGUGGAAGCAUCUGAUAAAGGAAACGACAGUGCUGGAGGCGGUCAAUUUGCGAAAGUGGCAGAGGCUUUAUUUCGUGCUGAUCAUAGGAAUGGAAGGCAGUUGAAUCGAGAAAUUGGCCUCGAAAGGAAUCACGAUAUACCUAGUCGGUCACUUUUUGAAACACUUCUUACUUUGGAUGUGAUGUUCUCUGAUGUGAUUGACGGCCUAGAUAUCAUUCGACGCGAGGGGAAUUCUGAAGCAAGAGGAGAAGCAAUUGCAAUGUUGAUGUUGGUUCAGACUUUUGAUUUUGCCUUCAUCUUGAAAAUGAUGAUUGAAGUGCUAGGGAAGGCAGAUAUUUUGUCAGGAGCGCUGCAAAUGAAAGAGCAGCAAAUUUUCAAUGCCAUGAGUCUUGCUCAUGUGGCAAAGAUUAUAUUUCAGCGAUUGAGGCAGGAAGGAUGGAAGCCUCUUCUCGAUGAAGUACUUUCUUUUUGCAAGAAGCACUGUCUUCAUAUUCUUAAUAUGGAUGAUCCUUAUGCUCCACUUGGAAUGUCCAGACGAAAUAUUCAACAAGGAACAAAUUUGCAUCACUUUCAAGUUGAGUUGUUUUAUACCGUUGUGGAUAUGCAAUUGCAAGAGCUAAAUAAUCAGUUUGAUGGGGUGAAUACGGAAUUGUUAAAGUGCAUGGGCUGCUUAAUUCCAGACAAGUCAUUUAAAGACUUCAACAAACAAAUGGUCAUGAAGCUUGCUACAUUUUAUCCGAGUGAGUUCUCUGAUGCUGAUAUCAUACCUCUUGAGAAUCAGUUGGAUGCUUAUAUUCAAGAUAUUAAGCUCGAUGAGAGAUUUAGAGGAUUGGAAGGAAUUGAGGCGCUUUCACGGGGCAUGGUGGCGACCGAGAAGCAUAUGAUGUAUCCGUUAGUUUACUUGCUUGUGAAACUAGCCCUGAUUUUGCCAAUUGCAGGGAGGACAAGUGUUGAACGAACUUCUACUCCUACAACAAAGUACAUCAAGAAAGAGCUUAGAGAUCGAAUUGCCGAUGACUCAAUGAAUGACUAUCUGAUAGCAGACAUUGGGGGCGGUGUAGUUGAAUGCUUUGAUAAUGAGGGUAUUAUAGAAUACUUGCAGAACAAUAUCUCAAAUUAGCUAAAUGCUAUUGUGUUAGAUUUUAUUGUAAUAUAUCUUUCACAAUUUAUCUCAUCUUGAUGAAACCCAUGUGUUUAUUCUCGAGC
This is a messenger RNA of Linum tenue, 2288 nucleotides long. The record is from the annotation of a GenBank genome assembly. Lineage: Eukaryota; Viridiplantae; Streptophyta; Magnoliopsida; Malpighiales; Linaceae.